This is a messenger RNA of Drosophila arizonae, 864 nucleotides long. It is a transcript of the gene tbrd-3, whose product is annotated as testis-specifically expressed bromodomain containing protein-3. Lineage: Eukaryota; Metazoa; Arthropoda; Insecta; Diptera; Drosophilidae. Gene Ontology annotation, cellular component: nucleus; chromatin. Gene Ontology annotation, biological process: chromatin remodeling; regulation of DNA-templated transcription. The record is from RefSeq and is a predicted model, not a curated record.
UUAAUUAUAAUUUCAGUUUCCUGAUUUCAUAUACAUAUCUGAGAUGUGCAGCAUGUUUCCAUCAGCGAAUCGGGGCAAGCCGAAGCCGGAGAUUAUCGCAUGUAAAGCGAUAAUCAGAAACAUGUUCUCCAAGAAGUACAAGCACUUGGCCUGGAUAUUCUACGAGCCCAUUGAUGCCAAAUUACUGGGCUUGAUYGACUACUACAAGAUUGURAAGCACCCGAUGGAUCUGUCGACCGUCAAGUAUCGGCUCAAUUCGAAUUUUUACGCAAGCUCCGCCGAUUUUGCAAGUGAUGUGCGCCGCAUAUUCUACAAUGCCUAUCUAUACACAAGUCCCGGCCACUUGUGCUACGAUAUGGCCAAGAAGCUGCAGAUCAUAUUUGAGAAUAUGUACUCCAAGGUGCCGAAGCCCUAUAUUCCCAUCGAGAGCGGCAAGUGCAGCGGCUGCGAGUACGGCAGCGAUGAGCAGAGCGAAGACUCCACUUCGUCAGCUCAAUCCAAGGAGAACACCGCAGUCUGYGCCGAGUACAAUGCCCAAAUAYGCCAGGAACWACAGUCUAUCCCUCUGCGGAAGGAGCCCGAGCCGCUGGUGAUCUCCGAAGAGGAUUUGGAAUUGCAUAUCAGAGUGCAGCAGUUGGACGGCAUCAUGCUGUUGAACGUCAUACACAUGAUCCGCCAGAUGGAGGGCAUUGCUUUCGCCUGUGGCCACAGGGAGAUCGAGUUCGACGUGCGCACCCUGAAGACCAGCACAAAGCGCUCCAUCUUGGCCUACAUGGCCAGCAGAGGCGUCACCGGCAAGCGCAUGCCGCGCGUGAAGAGAAACUAUUGAUCUUAUUACUAGCACUAACGUUUAUUGUUAACUAU